UGCUCAAGGAUUUUCUACAUCUUUCAAAUAUCUUUCAACAAUUCACAAGUAGUCGUCGAUCUAGCUAUAUAACUUUUUAUAAAACAACUCAAACAUUCUGCACUAUUCAUCAUUUGCAAGACCUUUGGCUAACCGAGGAAAUGGCAUCAAAUGAUUGCGGCCAACAAUAUCCAUACGCUGUCUAUCACAGUCGACCUGAAGUGAAUGUCGCUAUUGGCUAUGGGGACUAUGGCUCCGAUGCCGAGGCCCAGGCGAAGGGUUUGACCUUUGACAAUGAGAGCAUACGCCGCGGAUUCAUACGCAAGGUGUACAUGAUACUCCUGGGACAGCUGGUGAUCACAUUUGGGGCUGUGGCUGUGUUUGUGUACAGCGAAGACGCCAAGAACUUUGCGGCCCAGAAUCUAUGGCUCUUCUGGGUGGCUAUAGGAACCAUGCUGCUGACCAUGCUGUCCAUGAUCUGCUGCGAGAGGGUGCGCCGCGAGACGCCCACCAAUUUCAUAUUUCUGGGCAUGUUCACUGUAGCUGAAUCGUUUCUGCUUGGAGUCGCGGCCAGUCGCUUCGCUCCCAAGGAGGUGCUAAUGGCAAUUGGCAUAACAGCCGCCAUUUGCUUGGCCUUGACGGUGUUCGCCCUUCAGACCAAGUACGAUUUCACAAUGAUGGGCGGCAUUCUGAUCGCUUGCUUGGUGGCCCUCUUAUUCUUUGGAGUCUUGACCAUCUUCAUGCACGGCAAAAUCAUAUCGCUGAUGUAUUCAUCGGCCGGCGCCGUGCUCUUCUCCAUCUACCUGGUCUACGAUACUCAGCUAAUGAUGGGCGGCACUCACAAAUAUGCGAUUAGUCCCGAAGAAUACAUAUUCGCGACGCUCAAUCUCUACUUGGAUGUCAUCAACAUAUUCCUCGAUAUACUCAACAUUCUGGGCAUAACUCAAGAUUAAAUUUAAACUAAAAGUAGUACAAGA
Molecule: messenger RNA, 956 nt
Organism: Drosophila arizonae
Lineage: Eukaryota; Metazoa; Arthropoda; Insecta; Diptera; Drosophilidae
Gene: Recs1
Product: protein lifeguard Recs1
Cellular component (GO): membrane
Source: RefSeq, a predicted model, not a curated record